Molecule: messenger RNA, 1135 nt
Organism: Epinephelus lanceolatus (giant grouper)
Lineage: Eukaryota; Metazoa; Chordata; Actinopteri; Perciformes; Serranidae
Gene: smim20
Product: small integral membrane protein 20
Biological process (GO): mitochondrial respiratory chain complex IV assembly
Cellular component (GO): mitochondrial inner membrane
Source: RefSeq, a predicted model, not a curated record
UAAACCGGAAACAUUAAAUGUAAACACUGCGAACACUUGGAGGUGAGGGUGUUUCACCUCAUGCAACAUUAAAAAUGUCUAAAAAUAAAAGAAUAGCGUUGAUAUUUGGAGGAUUUGUAACGGCCGUUGCCGCCGCGUUUUACCCCAUAUUCUUCUACCCGCUCGCGCACAAAGAUGAGUACAGAAGUGUCCAAAAGUCAAACCGGGCAGGAGUCAACCAGGCGGAUGUUCAACCUGUCGGUGUGAAGAUAUGGUCAGAUCCAUUCAAGCCUGCAGGCAAAUGACAACCAGCGACUGCUCCACUGAUCCCACUGACACUGAUGAGGACUUCUAUCAGAGAGCGCCUGUUUGAUGAGUGCUUGGUGUGCGCGUGAGUGAAUGUUUUCCAGAGUGUGUUUGUUUUUUUGGUCGUUAAGUGUUUCCUUAAAUCUUAAAAAUAAAGUGUAAAGCUCAUUCAUCUAAAAAAAAUAUCUAAAUGACUUGUUAAUAUCAGUUUUGCUUUGAUGGGUAUGGUGAUGUGAAACAAAGUAAUCUACACAGAGGGUGACAGACAUGAGACAAGUAGCAUCAUGUUUACUUUCUACUACAAUUCACUUAUCUUAUAAAUCAGGGGUCUUUAAUAUUUUUUAGCUGAAAGAGAGACGGAGCAGGGACCCCUCACUAUGUAGAUUAUAUGAUAUUAUCAGCUAAUAUGAUUGCACAAGGAAUCAUGGGUAACAAUUAGCAUGAAUCUUUGCUUAUAAUAUCUUGGAUCCAUGUUAAUGUGUCUUUCAGUCAGUCAAUGUUCCUGCAGUAACUCUGAGGACCCUCUAGGGGUCGCUGACCCCCUGUUGAAGACCCAGGUUUUAAACGUCCAAGAUGAAGUGUCUGCAGGUCCUUAAAAAGUGUCACAAUGUCCUCAGUUUUAUAAAUAUUAGGCUUUAAAAGACAUUCAAUUGUGGUACAUUUGAAUUUGUGAGGUCUUAAUUGCCACAAACAUUUUAUUUAAUUUCAUUUAUCACCCAUUCUUUCAUGUCCUGCUGAGAAAAACCUUCAAAAUUGUAACUUAUCAACACACUAAAAAACUGUUUUUGGGUGUGAAACAUUAUUUUUAAAGGAUUUAUUUACAUGAAAUAAAUGUGAUUUCUAAAAUAUU